AUGGAUAACAAUUGUCGUCCUAACCUGUUUUCCGUUCUCCGAAAAAGGAGGGUGUCAUUUGCAGAGCUAGCAAGGCAAUAUGAGAUGGCAGCCAACAACAAUGAUGACGAUAUCCCAAAAAUGAAGAGGAGGAUGAAACUACAACUGAUAGAUGAUAUGAAUUCAAGAAAAGCUACAUUCAGAAAGAGGCGUGCCGGGUUGUUGAAGAAGUUGGAGCAGCUCGCCAUCCUUUAUGACAUUCAGGCUUGUAUUGCCAUCUUUAGUCCAGGGGACAAGAAUCCUACGGUGUGGCCGUCGGUGGAGGAGGCUAAAGAGAUCGUGGAGAAGUUUGAGGAGAUUCCGGAGCCAGAGCGGUCGGGCAGAAUGGUAACUCAUCAGGAGUACAGGCAACAGAAGGUGAUUUGGAUGGAGAAGCAACUUGAGAAGCUCAAGAAACUUAACGAUUAG
Molecule: messenger RNA, 447 nt
Organism: Arachis ipaensis
Lineage: Eukaryota; Viridiplantae; Streptophyta; Magnoliopsida; Fabales; Fabaceae
Product: agamous-like MADS-box protein AGL92
Biological process (GO): positive regulation of transcription by RNA polymerase II
Molecular function (GO): cis-regulatory region sequence-specific DNA binding; protein dimerization activity; DNA-binding transcription factor activity, RNA polymerase II-specific
Source: RefSeq, a predicted model, not a curated record